This is a messenger RNA of Amphiprion ocellaris (clown anemonefish), 2746 nucleotides long. It is a transcript of the gene traf3ip2a, whose product is annotated as TRAF3 interacting protein 2a. The transcript is spliced from 10 exons. Lineage: Eukaryota; Metazoa; Chordata; Actinopteri; Pomacentridae. Gene Ontology annotation, biological process: positive regulation of canonical NF-kappaB signal transduction; humoral immune response. Bases 146 to 1471 code for a protein of 441 amino acids. The record is from RefSeq and is a predicted model, not a curated record.
AUAAACGGGUGACGAGACUUUCAAGCUUUGCAUAAGACAGCAAGGAACAAGCAGUGGGAUUGUUUCCUGUUUGUGCCAGAACAGGUUUGUGCUGUGGCCGGGGAGUGAGCAGUUUGAAGUGAAGAUACUUUUCCUUGGUGACAAAAUGGACUCUUUCAAAGGACCUUGCCCUCAUCAGAGUAUUCCUGUUGAGAUGGAUGAGAGGAUGACAUCCACCAGUCUGGACUUAGCCUGGCCUCCCCCUUGCACACAGUGUACAGAGCCCACCAAAGGGCCAGAGGAAUACAACUAUGAGCCUCCUCAGGGGGCAGCGUACAGUGUUGGACUCCCUGAGAGCCACUACCAGCCUGAACCCAGAUCAGCCCAUCAUGCUGCUCUGGAUCCACACUUCAUGCCCCCAGCACCAGCGGCACAUUCAGGACAUAUGAACCCCUUCCACCGUGCAAACAUUUGGCCUCAUGGUCUCAGAGAGCAGAUACUGCUGAAUGAACCGGACCUCGUGGUUGAUAACAGCAGCAGCUUCGGUGGCCCUUCAAACCAACACUGUAGGCGCUCCACGGAGGAAUCCUUGGAGCCUCCUCUUCCGCUCAAAUCGAACCCCUACGACCACAAUCCAUCACAAUAUCCAGCGACACAUGUGACCGGCCGCAGGCUGGUGCAGUGGAGCGCCAUGAGACAGUGUCCCUGCUGUCCUCCAGCCCAUCAGCUCCAUCAUAAUAACAACCGUGGUCAUCACAAUCCCAAUCAUUACCCUGCGGGUCCUGCCCAGGAGCAUCAACCCCACCAACAACUCAAUCGCCAACAACAAGGGAUGCAACAUAGAAAUGCUCCCAAUGUCCCCCGUGGAUCUUUGCCUCCUUGUGCAGCGCCCCCUAGAGAUGUGAUGCUGGAGGUCAGUGUGGAUCGAUCCAAUCAAGCAGAUCUGAGAGCAGCCACGAGGGAGGUCAGGAAGACCAUCAGCCUGCCUCAGGAGUGCAGAAAUGUCUUCAUCACAUACUCAGUGGACACGGCUGAAGAUAUACUUACUUUUGUCAAUUUUCUCAUCGCUCAAGGUUUCAACCCAGCAAUUGACGUGUUUGAUAGUCCAAUCCAACGACUGGGCAUCACCAAAUGGAUGGACAGCUUUCUGAAUGAUAAAUCGGUGCUCAUCAUCGUGGUCAUCAGUCCCAAGUACAAGCAGGACGUGGAGGAAGUUGGAGGCGAUGAGCACGGCCUGCACACCAAGUACAUCCACAACCAGAUUCAAAAUGAGUACAUCCAACAAGGCUGCCUGAACUUUAGACUGGUUCCUGUGUUGUUUCCAAGUGCAACCAAGAACCACGUCCCCAGCUGGCUGAGGAACACCAGGAUCUACCGCUGGCCUCAGGACUGCCAGGACAUCGUGCUCCGCCUGCUGAGGGAGGAACGUUACAUCCUCCCUCAACGCAGCGUCGAUCUCACCCUCACCGUUCGACCUCUCUCACACCACUGACAAAGACUCCUGGAAAAUAUGCAGCAUCAAGAAAUUUACUUUGUGAAAAAGCUCAAGCUGCUGUAGAUAUGUUUUCAUCACAAAGACAGUACAAGAAGGUUCAAUUUGAAAAUGUUUCCCCUUUUGUUGCUUGUUUUCCUGUUGAUUCACUUUGAUGGUGUUUCUGAUCUCACAUCAUAUUAUGAAAACCGUUCAAUCUUUUUCCUUUAUUACAGCAUAUGAAAUGAAACUGACUCAGAAAAUUGUCAAUAAUUGCACAAACGCAGAGUCUGAUGUGUUACAAGUGUUGUGAUCAUUAUCAAUCAUUGAACUGACAAGUUAAAAAAGCUUGUACAAACAGAUUAAAUCAGAUUAACUCUAAUAUUUCUGAUAAAUUACACUACCCGUGUUUAGGCUGCUGCUGCCUCCAUGAGCUUCAUUCUAAGGGGGCAACUCUUUACUUGAUUUACAAUUAAAGCAACCUUUACUGAUUUUACCCACCAGGGUGCAAUGAAUGGCGCAAAAUACUCAGCAGGCAACAUUACCAGAUUAUGAAGUUUUUAAUUUAUUACUUGCUUCCACAUUUAGCAUACACAGAGGAAAAAUUUGCGUAAUUUUGUUUGAUUUUCAGUCCACUUGGUUAGUUGCUCUGCUCUGUUUUGGAGUUUUACAACAACAGCAGAAUUUGUGGGUGAUAAAACCAAAAAAUAAAAAACAUAUGUACUUACAAAAUUAAAUGAUAGUUUUGUAUGUUCGCUACUACGAUCGACUGCUUUUAUAAAUUUGGUUCAUUGUAUACAAACACAAGAAUGCUAUUAAGUGCAGCUUUAAAGAGAGGCAUCUUUAAAUCAGCAGUCAUGAGGUUAAAAUUGGAAAUGUUAAAGCAGGUAACACGUACUGGAAGAUGGAUUAUGAAAGAUACAAACAGCUUUGGCUCUCAAUUUUUGCAAUUUUAAUAUCAUUACAGUCAAAAUAAGAAAGCCAGGUUUUAUUUUUUUCACUUUUCUACAAUCACAUUUUAGUUCAUUAAUGCAUAUUUGUCAUGCACUUUUUAUUAAUCAGCAUGAGCGUUUUUAAGCUGAACAGUUUAUCAGUAAAUCAUACUUUCUAGACUCUACGUUACACUGUCUGUGUAUGUUUGUAGUGAAGCUUAUGAUUAACCAGAAGGUGGCAGUAUGCAACAGAUAAUAUCAACACUCCUCCAGCACUGGUUCUCUUCUCAUGGUUAAAGCUCUGAUUUGCAGUUCAUACAUUAUAUUUUUAUUACUUUUAAAAUAAAUGCUCUGUUUUAACUAA